AUGUGUGGCAUCAUUGCCUCGGCUGCGUCCACAACCACUUCGUUUCCUGCCAAUUUUACUUUACUAUCCACUCUUGAUAACUCAGUACUUACCACGGAUGGUUGGGGUAUCUAUGACAGCACCCUAGAAACUAUAUUGACGUUAUCUCCCUAUAAGGACGACACCAUCGGAUACGGGCCUUACGGUCAGGCACUGGCCGUGCUAGCCGAUGAGACCUCAGUUGCAUGGAUCAUUCAACUUCAGGCAGAGCCUGAGGCUAUCGACACGGUGACUGGGUGGGGAGUCUCGGAUGAUGGGUUCCUUAUGCUGAACGGAGAGCAGCUGUGGGCAUUUAAUGAGAGCGCCGCGGAGCCAAGGAGGCUGUAUUGGGCUGGUAAGGGAAAUGAGCAGGGCAUGGUCAGUACACAGCUAUUGGUGCAAAGUGUUUGA
Molecule: messenger RNA, 429 nt
Organism: Aspergillus tubingensis
Lineage: Eukaryota; Fungi; Ascomycota; Eurotiomycetes; Eurotiales; Aspergillaceae
Product: ribonuclease family protein
Exons: 2
Coding region: 1-429 (142 amino acids)
Source: RefSeq, a predicted model, not a curated record